AUGCCCGCGGCGCCCCCGGUGGCGCCGCCCGCGCGCGUCACGGCGGCGGCGCCCCCGCCGCUCGCGCCCCCGCCGCUGCCGCGGUCGAUGCCGCCCCGCGGCCCCGGCAUCGCCGCGCGCCAGCUGCCGAACGCGACCUUCGCGCCCAUCGCGAACCCCGACCAGCGGCGGCCGUCGCCGUCGAAGCCGCGGGCGUCCUCCGGCCAGUCGUCCAUGAACCUGCAGCAGCUGCUCCAGGACGUCGUGCAGCAGCUCGGCAAGGAGGAGCGCAUCCGGUUCCGCGAGUUCGUCCAGGAGCUCAAGGCGAAGCGCGACGCGGGCGAGAUCCCGUCGCUGAGCGAGGCGCUGCUCACGGGCGGCGAGAAGGUCGUCGGCAACGACGUCUGGCGCCGCGCCUGCGCGAAGCAGGACGCGCGGGCGCGGUCGUCGAGCGAGGAGGCGCGGCGCGAGGCCGAGGAGGGCCGCGCGCGGCGCGCGCGCGCGGACCGGGACGCGGCGGAGGCGCGCGCGCUGCAGCUCGAGGCGCCCGCGGCGGGGUCGACGCUCGCGGACGAGGUCCAGAAGCAGGCCGAUUUGCUGAGCAACGGCGACCUCAACGUCAUGUCGGAGAAGGUCGUGUCGACGAAGCGCGAGACGUCCGGCGCCGACGCGGAGACGUCCUACGGCGCGUGGGACAAGUGCAACUUGGUCGACGAGCCGACGGCGUCGCGGCGGCUGCACCUCGCGGCCGAGAACUGCGCGCACCUGCCGGGGGGUGGCCGCAAGGCGCCGAAGCUGACCCACGACGACGAGGCGGCGACGUCCCGGCCCUGCCGCGAGUUGUUGAGCCGCGCGGCGCAGCAGUUCGCGCGCGACGCGCUCGAGGCGCUCGUCGUCCUGAGCCAGCGGCGGCGCAACGAGGAGGCGCGGCGCGUCGCGACGAACCCCGAGACCUGCGGGCUGGCCCUGCGGUGGCUCGACCGCGACGUCGACCGCCACGUCGUCGACUCGCGGCGCCAGUGCGAGAAGACGGACGUCUUGCUGGACGCGAUGGUCGACCACGACCUGCUCAGCGCGCCGCCCGUCGACCCGCGCGAGCCGCCGGCGACGAGCACGUGGGCGCGCGCGAAGCGCGCGCGCGCGACGGACCUCGACCGGUCCACGAAGAUGGACGAGCUCGGGAGGAACCUCGAGCGGGGCAUCACCAAGGUCAAGCGCGAGGAGGACGCCGACAAGCGCCGCGCGGACCGCGGCGCGGCCCAGAUCCCCGAGAAGCCCGACGUCAUCACGAAGGCCGACGUGAAGCACCUCCUCCGGUUCGACGUCUCGUCCCGCUUGCCGCCGCUCGGCCGCUUCCGCAUGGACGAGAAGGGCGUCGACGCCGACGGCGUCGAGCCCGCCUUGGAGAACUUCUGGACCCAGGAGCUCCGCCGCUUCGACGACGCCGGCGGGUCGUCCGGCGGCGGCGGCGGCGGCGGGUCGUCGCGCGCCUCGGGGUCGACGGUCGUGAUGCCCUCGGACAUGCCCACCAUGCCCGCGGCGCUCAUGCGCAUCCUCGUCUGCGCCCUCGUGCUGAGCUGUGACGCUCUGGUCGCACCAGCGCGUCGUCGCCGCGCGCCGUCGCGUCCGCUGCGAUCGUCGUCGGAAGCGUCCGAAGCCGCGCCGCAACCGGCGCCGCCGUCGCUCGUGGACCGCGCCAAGGCCUUCGUCGUCGCGGACUUUGGGCGCGCGGCGCCGGCGACGCUGCGCGAGGACUUCGGGUUCAGCAGCCGCGGCGAGCGGCUGAGCAAGAAGCGCUACCUCCGGAACGGCGACCUCGCGGCGCUCCGCGCGGCCUGCGGCGGCACGCUCGGCGUCACGGCGUCGGACUACCGCGUCGACGGCGGCGACCCGCGCACAGUCUGGUUCAGCGUGGCCCUGAGCGGCGCCCACGAGGCCGACUACGCGCCGCCGGCGGGCGUCGAGGGCGCGCCGCUCGCGGCGACGGGCCAGAAGUGGGCGACGGCGCCGACGGCGGGCUGCUGCUCCUUCGACGAGGCGGGCCAAUGCUACUUCGCGUCUCUAGGCGUGCCGUCGGACCGCGACGACGACUCGCGCGGCGCCGAGGGCCUCUUCGUCGCCGUCUGGGCCGCCUUGGGCGGCAAGCUCGGGCUGCCCCGGGGCCGCCAGCUCGGCCUCGCGCUCGGCGAGCUGCUCGUGCGGAAGACGCCGGCGACGCCGCGGGGCGCGGCGCGGCGCGAGCCGCCCUUCGGCGAGGCGACCAUGGUCGAGAUCGCGUCCGCGGCGCUGCAGGAGCUGCUCUACCUGCCGCCCGACGGCGUCUUGGGCGACCGCGUCGUCGGCGCGCUCUUCAGCGACGACUGCGUCGUCGUCGGCGCCGACUUCCCGGCUUUACCAUUGAAGAAGGCAUCCAAGACGAAGCCCUGGGGCGAGGCCUACGCGCGCGAGGGCGUCGUGCUCGAGAACUACCGCGUCUCGUCGGACGACGGCCGCUGCGUCGUCGUCGACGCGCGACUCCCCGGGUCGCUCGAGGCGGCGUCCGUGCACGUCGACGACGACGAGCGCGUCUUCCGCGUGUCCCUGGGCUUCGUCCUGCGGAGCGCGCCGAACCCGCUGGAGGCGCUCGCGGAGUCGCUCGCGCCGCUCGAGCGCGCCGUCGAGGACGCGGCGGACCUGAAGGAGGAGCUCGACCGCAGCCUGGAGCCCGUCAUCUCCGCCGCGGGGGCGACGUUGUUGGAGCUCGAGGCGAACCGCGCGGCGCUCGACGCGUCCGUCGCCGAGGCGAACGCGCAGUACGCGGCCGCGAAGGCCGACCUCGAGACGACGCUUGCGGAGUACGAGGCCAAGUACGAGGAACUCGUCGCUCCCUCGAAGAAUUUGGCCGCCGACGUCACGCGCACCGUCGAGGACGUCAACGACCAGGUCGCGUACCAGCUCGACGAGGCGAACCGCCUCCUGGAUUCGACGGUGCAGGCGACCGUCGGCGCGACGCAGGCCUUCGUGGCCGACCCGCUCGCCGCGCUGUCGGACCCGCGCGCGGCGCUGCAGCCCAACGCGUCGACGGCGCCGGCCAAGGCGCCGCCGCCGCAGAAGCGCGCGGCGCCGCCGUCGAACGAGGACCUCGACGAGGCGCGCGAGCGGUUCAAGCGCGCCGCGCUCGCCGCGGAGCGCGCGCGCAAGGAGGCCGAGUCGAACGCGGAGCAGGCCAAGGCCUCCGCCGAGGCCGCGCAGAAGGCCGCGGCCGACGCCAAGGUCGACGCGGAGCGCGCCGCCGCGGAGAAGCCGCCGCCGCCGCCGGACGCGCCGGCGACGGCGGCCGUCGAGCUCGCGGGGCGCACGAUCUUCCAGAAGGCGCCGGACACGCCGGGCGCGCGCAUCAUCGACCGCCUCCCGCCGCCGCCGCCACCGGAGCCCGCGAAGCCGGCGGCGAAACCGCCCGCGGCGAAGCCCCCGGCGGCGAAACCGGCGCCGGCGAAGAAGGACGCGCCGGCGUUCAGCCUGCCCGCCUUCAGCCUGCCCAAGCCGCCGCCGUCGCCGCCGAAGAAGGCGGCCGCGCCGACGCCGCGCCCCGCGCCGAGCCCCGCGCCGGCGCCGCCGAAGAAGGAGGCCUUCGCCUUCUUCUCGCCGCGCCCGAGCCCGAGCCCCGCGCCCAAACCGGCGGCGCCGCCGAAGCCGGCGGCCUCGUCCUUCUUCUCGCCGCGCCCGAGCCCCGCGCCGACGCCCGCGCCCGAGAAGCCCGCGCCGCCGAAGCAGACCUUCUCGCUGCCGUCCUUCAAGGCGCCCGAGACGAAGAAGGCGCCGCCGCCGCCGAAGGCGCCCUCGCCGCCAAAAGCGAAGCAGUCGUUCUCGUUCUUCGGGCCGACGCCCGCGCCCGCGCCGAAGCCGACGCCCGCGCCCGCGCCGAAGCCGGCGAGCAAAGGCUCGGGCUUCUCCUUCUUCGGCGGCGGCGAGGACGCGCCGCCGCCGUCGCCGUCGCCGGCCGCGAAGCCCGCUGCGCCCGCGAGCAAGGGCUUCUCGCUCUACACGCCGCCGCCGUCGCCGUCGCCGGCCGCCAAGCCCGCGCCCGCGAGCAAGGGCUUCUCGUUCUUCGGGGGCGACGCGUCCCCGGCGAAGCCCGCCGCGCCGGCGAAGCCCGCGCCGAAGCCCGCCGCCAAGCCCGCCGCGCCCGCCGUGCCCGAGGCCCUGAAGAAGGCAGCAGCGGAGGCGCGCGCGCGCCAGCAGGCCAAGGACGACGCCGCCAAGGCCGCGCGGAAGCGCAACGCGCCGAAUCGGAACGGCUAA
Molecule: messenger RNA, 4260 nt
Organism: Aureococcus anophagefferens
Lineage: Eukaryota; Pelagophyceae; Pelagomonadales; Pelagomonadaceae
Exons: 3
Coding region: 1-4260 (1419 amino acids)
Source: RefSeq, a predicted model, not a curated record